GUAUUUUUCUUAUUGGAAAAUUUACGCACACCCUUACGGCUUACUAAUUUGAAUAUGAACAUAUGUAAGGACGAUUGUUUUAAUGCUCGACAACGACUAUUAAAUGUUUGGUUAAUUCGAUGCGGUCGAUCUGAUUAAAACCGAGCAAGUCAAAAAAUUGUAAAAGAGAUAAGCUAAAAAAAAAAACGCGCAGUGUAAACAGAGAGUGCUGUUGCAGCGGCAAGAGUAAAGAGUAAAUUUUAAAAAAACUAGCAUAUUGAGAGUGUAUAUAUAUAAGAGAAAAUUAUUUUUGAUUCUAAAUUUGCGCCUGCAACAACAGUUUAUUUAAAGUGAAUGUUUUUAAAUUGGUUGUGGCCGAGCCUCAAAAUGAUUUACAAGCUCUUUUGCUGUUCAUUGAGUUUGUUGUUUUUCUGCUUUAAUAUGUUUUGGUUAUUCUGUAACUUGGCAAUACCAUGGUGCACUAUAACCUUACUCAUUAUUUGUGUGGCAUGCAAAUUCGUCAAGCUACAGCGCAGCCCGAAUGAAGUACACUUGCUUAGUCUGCUGAAUGUACCAAGCGAUUGGCCCAACAAUGAUUGGGCCAUUGCUAAUCGAGGCGCUGGAUACGAUGCGCCAGAGAAUACACGGGCGGCUGUUAAAAAGUGUCUGGCUCGUGGCUACCGCAAUAUGCUCCUCGAUGCUGCCUUAACAUCCUGCAACGAAAUUGUAAUUGUCAACCGACAGAACAUUGAACGUGCUGGACUCUCCGGCAAGAUAUCAAAUCAUACGCUUGGCGAACUCCAACAUUUGGACAUGACAAGCCAACAUCCAAUGGGUUCACAAUAUGAAGCCGAGUCCGUCUCUACGCUAAAGCAGCUUGCCGAUUUUCUUGACUCUCAGAGUACCGCGGCAAUUUUAUUUUUAAGACUGAAUGACAACAGUGCGUGUAUGAUUGACCAAGUGCAGAAGUUUUUUUCCACAAACAAAAUCUUUGCACAGCGCAGCAUUGUCAUAAGCCAGUCACCGUUGGCCAUUUAUCAGCUCCGCAAGCUGACUCCUGAAAUAACUUGUGGACUCUGGCACGAAAGUUAUUUAUUGCAGUCUAUCCUUAAAUCAUCCACACUUGUUACCUCAGUCUAUGGUGCAAUCCUUCGAAAUAUAAUUGCGCCCGUUAUUGGUAUCAGUGUUGUCUUUCUGAGCAAGGAGGAGUUCAAUUUGCACAUUGGAGAACUAUGGAGAAAUGUGGGUGUACGUCCAAUUGUAUACAUGGUCAACUCACCCAACGAGAAACGGUAUUACCAGAGAACUAUGAAGACACAAUACCUCACGGAUUCACUACGCUCUGAGCCGCAUCUGUUGAUGAAAGCCUAGUUGUAUUCACAAAUUUAUACACGCUUUUUGCAUUUAUUUACAUCUUCUUACAUUGACUUACAAACGUAUAUUCAUGUAUGU
This is a messenger RNA of Drosophila busckii, 1431 nucleotides long. Its product is annotated as glycerophosphodiester phosphodiesterase 1. Bases 334 to 1350 code for a protein of 338 amino acids. Lineage: Eukaryota; Metazoa; Arthropoda; Insecta; Diptera; Drosophilidae. The record is from RefSeq and is a predicted model, not a curated record. The transcript is spliced from 5 exons. Gene Ontology annotation, biological process: lipid metabolic process. Gene Ontology annotation, molecular function: phosphoric diester hydrolase activity.